This is a messenger RNA of Didymodactylos carnosus, 628 nucleotides long. The record is from the annotation of a GenBank genome assembly. NCBI's taxonomy places the organism in Eukaryota, Metazoa, Rotifera, Eurotatoria, Philodinida, Philodinidae.
CAUAAGUGCAUUAGAAAGAUUAAAAGACAAAGAAUAUUUGAGUAUGAAAGAAGCAGACAUAUACGCUGAAAUUGGAUAUGGUUUUAAUGAAUUAGAAAGUUGGACUUCGUCUAUUGAACAUUGUUUAACAGCAUUAGAUUGGUAUAGAAAUAUGGAAAUAAGUAAUUCUGAUAAUAUCUGUCGUUUACAUACUACACUUGGUAGUUGUUAUGGUAGAACAGAGAUGUAUAAUUCCGCCAUCGAACAUUUUAAAAAUGCCUUGAAAAUCAAUGAAGAUAACAAUAGUUGCUCGACAGUAAAAGAAUCGAUUUUUCUGAACCAUCAAUUAGGUUACUGUUAUUAUAUGUCUGAACAAUAUGAAAUGGCUUUUGAGUAUUGUGAAAAAUCGAUUUAUACAGUUGAACGUUCAUUAUUUCAUCGAAAAUAUUAUACAAUGACUGAUAGUUAUGAAAUAAUUGCAAAUAUUUAUGUAUACUACGAAGAAAAAACUCUUGCUUGUAAUUGUUAUAUUAGAGUAUUGGAACUAUUAUCAGCUGACGACGAAUCAGUUUCAAUAAUCAAAAUAAGCCGCAUCCAAAAUUCAUUAAAAAGUUUAAACUCAAAAUUCUGGCUACAUAAGGGCGAUUGA